UGCAGUGAGAAAAGAGGAAACAGAAGUGCCCGUGUAGCGGAAGUGGUACUGCCCUGAACGAUACGCUGAGUGAGACGGAGGACGGAGGCUGAAUCGUCCACAGAGCGAGCGAGAAGAAGAAAAAACAGUAGGAUUAAAAGUCACCGCAAUCUCUAGAAAAUGGAUAAGAGCGACCUGGUACAGAAGGCCAAGCUUGCUGAGCAGGCUGAGCGCUACGAUGACAUGGCUUCAGCCAUGAAGGCAGUGACAGAGCAAGACUCUGAGCUGUCAAAUGAGGAGCGCAACCUUCUCUCUGUUGCCUACAAGAAUGUUGUAGGAGCGCGCCGCUCAUCCUGGCGCGUUAUCUCCAGCAUUGAGCAGAAGACUGAGGGCAAUGACAAAAAACAGGAGAUGGCACGUGAAUACCGGGAGAAGAUAGAAGCUGAGCUGCAAGAAAUCUGCAACGAUGUGCUUGAGCUACUGGACAAAUUUCUCAUUGCCAAAGCAUCUAAUCCUGAAAGCAAGGUGUUCUAUCUGAAAAUGAAAGGCGACUAUUAUAGAUACCUGUCUGAGGUUGCGUCUGGGGAUAAUAAGAAGACUACAGUGGAUAAUUCCCAGAAGGCGUACCAGGAAGCUUUUGACAUUAGCAAGAGUGAGAUGCAGCCAACACACCCCAUUAGGCUUGGCCUGGCCCUCAACUUCUCAGUCUUCUAUUAUGAAAUCCUAAACAACCCGGACAAGGCCUGUAGCCUGGCUAAAACAGCAUUUGAUGAAGCCAUUGCUGAACUCGACACUUUGAACGAGGAUUCCUACAAAGACAGUACCCUGAUCAUGCAACUACUAAGGGACAACCUGACUCUGUGGACAUCAGAAAACACGGCAGAUGAGGGAGAGACCGAAGGAGGGGAAAACUAAUGGAAUUGCACUGUUAAUCCACCUACACUCUUUAUCUUAAACACAGACAGCUUAUAUACAUCCCCCUCCACUCCAUCAGCCCCUCCCACUUCUGUAUGACAAGCAGCCUGAAUUGCUUCCGACCAACUAGUUUACCCCUCUCAGUUCACUGUGAGGUGACAGGGUAAUUUUUUCAGUUGUUAGCAAAUUCAGUCACUCUGUGGAAAAUGUGUUGAUUAGCAAGUUCACAUUGCUGUUUUUUGUUUUUUUUUGGUUCUUUGUCGGCUUUGUGCAAGUCUGCGUGUCGCAAGCGUGAGUGGAUGUGAGAGGUUGUGCGUAUGGUCUGGGGUCGGAAGGGGGGGUAUUGUGAAAUCUAAUCGUCCUUCCAAAGUCCUUGGUCCCCUGCUAGUUGUGCAUUUUUCAUCCCCCUCCCCAUUAUUAUUUUUUUUUUCUUUUUGUUACGUUUAUUAUUUGUGAUUCCUUGUGAUAUUUACAGGUUUUAUUGUAUGGUAAUUAAACUGGCAGUUGAUUUCCACCAAACACUGUGAUGGUAGGCAUUCCAUUUGCUUCACAAGCCCCCCUCCCAAAAAAAGUUUUUUGUUCAAAUUCUCAGACAUACAAUCCUGUAUUCAACUAACUGCAAUUCUGCUGUGGGCUCAUACAGAAAGGAGGCAGGCUGUAUUGUGACACUGACAUUUUGGUGUAAUGCUCCUUGAUCAUGUUCACAAAUUUCACAGUUUAAGCUCUGAGGGACCCCUUAAAUUUGUCAUGUUCAAUUUAAGACAUUCCACAUUAUUAGGCUUUUUGGAAAGGCAGUGCUUUUUUUUCUUUUCUUUUUGAACUAGGUAUGGGUUGUCAUUGUAGUUUUACUCACUGUUCAGGUGCUGCUUGACCUCAGUACAAUGGAAAUUGUAUGUGCGUAAAUGUGGUUCCAUGUAUUUUGCAAGAUUGACUAUCAUCUGUAUGUAAAACCUACAGUAACCUUUUAUUGAUGUUAAUUGAAAAUGUCUUACCACACUGUAUCAACCCUGCUUGCAAAAUAUUCCUCUUAAAGCGGUUGUUUUCUCCAAAAAAUGUUUUUGUGCCUGGCUUUCUCUUGCAGCUUUUUUUUUUUCUUUCUUUUUUUCUCCCCCAUUUAGACAGCAGCAUCUGCUUGUUGAUGAAAUCUGCUUGUUGAUGAAAUCUCACAGAGAAAGAGUUAAACCAUUUAUUAAAAGGAAAUAGUUAAAUAUUUAUUAGUCUUCACCCAGGUUCAUCAAUCUGCUGUUUAAAGGUAGCUGAUGUUAACGGAUUAUCUAAAAUCAGGUCUCCUUAAAAGGGUUCAGAAGGCCAUUUCAUGACUUUUGGAAAGAAACUCAGUGUCACAAUACCAUGUUAUCACCACUACAUUCCACACUCUUGUAGUUGAAGACACCAUUCCACAUUAUAGCUGACAGUCUGUUUACUCUGGCAGUGCUCCAAUGAAUUGAUAUAAUUUGUUGGGGGAAAAAAAAUUUCAUGUCAGUUUAUUAUUAUGCUUGAUGAAAAUGCAGUUAGUGAAUGUGGAACGAAGCCUGUCUGUAUAUCAGGUAUCUACUUGCUUUGUUUUUACUGACAAGUCUUAAUGGCUAAAAUUUGCUUCUGUAACAGUCUUAUUACCCAGUGCACACACGUGGUUGUGAAAAUUUAGAUUAGCUAUUAAAAAAACGAGAAAAAAAGCAGUGACGAAAUGGAGAUAAACAAUGGUUGGUGUAAUUCUAGCUUUGUGUUUAUGUAUCUUAAAACCAUUCUAGUUUCACUCUACAUGUAAGAAAUAGGAACGUGUCAAAACCAUCCAGUGAAAUAAAGUUUCGUUUAAGAUAA
Molecule: messenger RNA, 2715 nt
Organism: Neolamprologus brichardi
Lineage: Eukaryota; Metazoa; Chordata; Actinopteri; Cichliformes; Cichlidae
Product: 14-3-3 protein beta/alpha
Source: RefSeq, a predicted model, not a curated record